Molecule: messenger RNA, 1065 nt
Organism: Aspergillus japonicus CBS 114.51
Lineage: Eukaryota; Fungi; Ascomycota; Eurotiomycetes; Eurotiales; Aspergillaceae
Exons: 2
Coding region: 180-755 (191 amino acids)
Source: RefSeq, a predicted model, not a curated record
CUCUUUUGGUUACGCUUAUGCUAAUGCUCAUUAUCACGAACAUAUCAGCACCGGAGAUUUCAAUUCCAGGAUAUAGUGGUGAGGGACAUACUGGCUCGCCAAAUCAGAAUGACUCAUCAGUUCUUGACCCAAGUACUUUUGAUCUCACAUAGGAGCGAGCAGUGCGCAUCUAACCCUCUAUGGACAUACCUGUCCAUCUCUGGUUAGACGGCGAUCGAUUCAGAUUUCCAUCUCCCUUGUUCGAAAACUUGAAGCCAAAGCAAAGAAAUUUGGUUGAAGUCUUCAUCAAGGUCUGGACUCUAGGUCAAGAAGGACAUCUUGUUCUCGAGCAAGGGGAGAAACGUUAUCAGGACAAUCUUCAACGCCUAUCAAGCUUUACGCAAGCGUCUAUGUCUUUACUCGAUCACCCGGAACUUCUUCAUAGCUGCACAUCAAAGGAACUUACCAAACAAGCUGCUGCAAAGAAGGCUGAAGAGAAUGCUCUGAGAAAGGCUGCUCAAGACGCUGAGUGGAAGGCAAGCAACAUUCACGCUACAGCUGCUAACUUUCAACCUACGGCAGAAACAACCAAGCAAGUCUUUACCAAGGAUGCGAUGGAAGCAGUCUAUGAGGCUUUAUUUGUCAACAUCUUUGCCAAUUCAAAUGCGUGCAACGACAUCGCAUAUGGCGCUACUACAAUGAUGAGACACCGCCCCCUAGAACCACACGAGCAUCCCACAACAUGGCUACCCAAAGACAAAACCGACGAGAUUUGAUGACAGCGAGACGGAUUCUCACAGCAGAUUGACUUGAAGACUGAGACAACCGCACCGACCACCGCACCAAACACUGCGUCUACUGCACCACCGGUUACCACUGCACCAGACACUGCGUCUACCAAUCUUGCAGCACCGACUACAUCUGCAUUUCCUAUCCUUUCAAGUACACCUAUAGCUCGUGCGAAGCGUCCUAUUUGGAAGGAACUAGUCAUCACUCCGUCGCUCAAACCCUGGUGUCUCGGACGAAAAAUGUUAAUGGAAUCUUUUGCUCCCUAUUAUUAUUAUGGGAUUAUAAUUGGAGCACAGA